Molecule: messenger RNA, 2454 nt
Organism: Cavia porcellus (domestic guinea pig)
Lineage: Eukaryota; Metazoa; Chordata; Mammalia; Rodentia; Caviidae
Gene: Dusp5
Product: dual specificity phosphatase 5
Exons: 4
Coding region: 235-1389 (384 amino acids)
Biological process (GO): negative regulation of MAPK cascade; protein dephosphorylation; endoderm formation
Cellular component (GO): nucleus; cytoplasm
Molecular function (GO): MAP kinase tyrosine phosphatase activity; protein tyrosine/threonine phosphatase activity; MAP kinase tyrosine/serine/threonine phosphatase activity
Source: RefSeq, a predicted model, not a curated record
CAGCCACGUCACGGGCGCUCACUCAUUCACAUAAAACGCCGCGCUGCCUGCGGAAUCCCCGGCUUCUGGGGCGAGACGUGGCGAAGCUGUCCGCUGAGCGUGCGGGGCGGGAAGGAGCGGUGAGAGGCUCCUCUGAAGCUGGGCUCUGUCGGCUGGCCGCAGCCCCGCGGCAGGCCGUUCUGUGUCGGGCCCGCAGGCACCCUGGCCGUGGGCACCUGCGGGGCGCGCGGCGGCAUGAAGGUCACGUCGCUCGACGGGCGCCAGCUGCGCAAGAUGCUCCGCAAGGAGGCGGCGGCGCGCUGCGUGGUGCUCGACUGCCGGCCCUACCUGGCGUUUGCCGCCUCGAGCGUGCGCGGCUCGCUCAACGUCAACCUGAACUCGGUGGUGCUGCGGCGGGCGCGGGGCGGCGCGGUGUCUGCGCGCUACGUGCUGCCCGACGAGGCGGCGCGCGCGCGGCUGCUGCAGGAGGGCGGCGGCGGCGUGGCGGCGGUGGUCGUGCUGGACCAGGGCAGCCGCCACUGGCAGAAGCUGCGCGAAGAGAGCGCCGCGCGCGUAGUGCUCACCUCGCUGCUCGCCUGCCUGCCCGCCGGCCCGCGGGUCUACUUCCUUAAAGGGGGAUAUGAGACCUUCUACUCAGAAUACCCUGAGUGUUGUGUGGAUGUAAAGCCCAUUUCACAAGAGAAGAUAGAAAGCGAGAGAGCACUGCUUAGCCAGUGUGGAAAACCAGUGCCGAGCAUCGGCUGCAGGCCAGCCUAUGACCAGGGCAGCCCCGUCGAAAUCCUUCCCUUCCUCUACCUUGGAAGUGCCUACCAUGCAUCCAAGUGCGAGUUCCUCGCCAACCUGCACAUCACAGCCCUGCUCAAUGUCUCCCGCCGGACCUCUGAGGCCUGCACAACCCAUCUGCACUACAAAUGGAUCCCCGUGGAAGACAGCCACACAGCUGACAUUAGCUCCCACUUUCAAGAAGCAAUAGACUUCAUUGACUGUGUCAGGGAAAAGGGAGGCAAGGUCCUGGUCCACUGUGAGGCUGGGGUCUCCCGCUCGCCCACCAUCUGCAUGGCUUACCUCAUGAAGACCAAGCAGUUCCGCCUGAAGGAGGCCUUUGAUUAUAUCAAGCAGAGGAGGAGUGUGGUCUCACCCAACUUCGGCUUCAUGGGCCAGCUCCUCCAGUAUGAAUCGGAGAUCCUACCAUCCACACCCAAGCCCCAGCCUCCCUCCUGCCAAGGGGAGGCAGCAGGUUCCUCAUUCAUAGACCAUUUACAGACUCUGAACCCUGACAUGCAGGGUGCUUACUGCGCAUUCCCUACCUCAGUGCUGGCACCAGUGCCCACCCUCUCAGCGGUCACAGAGCUCCACAGGAGUCCUGUGGCCACAGCCACGUCCUGCUGAGACUCGGAUGGGGUGCCUGUCCAGCCCCCAGAGCAACUGUGAUUCCGUUCAAGUUUGUGGACAUUUCAUUCCUGUGCAAUACUGAAGACCUCUCUCUGGCACACUGUCCCUGUGACAGAGUCAGUAGUCACCAGGCUUGCAGCACAGAUGAACUUCAGACUGACCUAGAGGAUGGGUCCUCGGGACCGAAGGAAGGCCAAGCCAUUUGGAUAGCACAGUGUGUGCUCACUACUGUACUUCAGACCCCCUGCCCUCUCAGGACCGACCAGUCCUUGCACCUCAGAAUUCGCCUUCUCAUUUCAAGCGUUAGGCAAUAAAUCCCUGCAGCACAAAGCAGGAGAGAAGUUGCUGGACUAGGAGAAAAGGCAGUUUCAGAGCCAGUUCAUCUUGAAGGAAGCACAAUUUCCACCUUAUGUUUUGAACUUUGGCAGUGUCUGUGUCUGUCUUUGUUGCUUUAGGGCCUAAACUGAUCCCCGCCUGGUCAGGAAAGUCACCUUGCUGGGUUUGUAGGGAUAUGAUGUCUGCCAAUUUAAACCCUGAAAUGUUUCAGAGACUUUUGGGCCCAGGGGAGGCAAUUGAUUGAAAUGGCCAGAUGUUGACUCUUCUGGUGUCUCUUCGCUGGGAGUUCCUUCCCUGACCUUGGACUUCGGCAUGACUCUCAUUGCUACUUGAACCUGUGUCCUUGCGCUUCUCUUGGGAGCCACUCUGGUAUCAUUCACAAAGUUUUCAGACCAUAAACCUAAAAUCACCUCUUCGAGGUGGUGGCAGUGGGUGGGUACCUGGAGAGAAGAGUGCCCACUGUGUGUUCUGGGUCAGUGGCAUUGAAAACAGUCCUUGGCCUGCUGUGUUCCUCUGUGUGCUGUGUCUCGUCUCGUGCCUCUGGGGUUAUCUUCAAGCUACUGACUUCUGGGAUCUAUACAUUUCGCAAUGUGGUACUUUUCAGUCUAGGUUAUUUUUCCAAGGGAAAAGGCAAUAAUUUCCUAAAACCCAUGUGAAUGUGAAGAAAAGCAGUAUGUUGAUUGUUUUUUUUUUUUUAUAGUGCAAAAUAAAAAUAGUAAGACACAA